Molecule: messenger RNA, 2215 nt
Organism: Odontomachus brunneus
Lineage: Eukaryota; Metazoa; Arthropoda; Insecta; Hymenoptera; Formicidae
Product: gonadotropin-releasing hormone II receptor-like
Exons: 6
Coding region: 10-885 (291 amino acids)
Biological process (GO): G protein-coupled receptor signaling pathway
Cellular component (GO): membrane
Molecular function (GO): G protein-coupled receptor activity; peptide binding
Source: RefSeq, a predicted model, not a curated record
UACGCGGUAAUGCGACCGCUCCAGAUAUUGGACGUUCACAGAAGAGGAAAGAUAACUCUGAUUUUCGCGUGGGUGGGCGCCACGUUGUGUUCCUUUCCGCAGAUAUUAGUAUUCCAUCUCGAGGUGCGUCCCGGCUACACUUAUGUCACACAGUGUACAACAUUCAACACUUACCCGUCGCACGUGUACGAACUGUUGUACUUUUUGUUCGCAAUAACGGCAGUAUUCUGGUUCCCGUUGUGCAUGAUAUUUUAUACCUAUAUCAGAAUAUUCGUGGAGAUCUCACGCAGAUCCAAAGAAGAUACAAUACGCCGUUCAUCGAUCGACUUCCUAAGUCGAGCGCGAGUGCGCACUUUAAAAAUGACAAUAACCAUUAUCGUGGUUUUCAUCAUCUGCUGGACUCCUCACUCCGUACUAAGCUUCUGGUAUUGCAUUGAUCAAUCGUCAUUCCGGAAAAUCGACCAACGCAUUCUGAAGGCUCUCUUUUUAUUUACGUGCACAAACCCCUGCAUGAAUCCCAUCAUCUACGGCAUCUUCAAUAGACAAGAAAGGAACAAGACAAAUCUUCAAUCCUCUCGCCCUUUGAUGUCCAUCAAUGCAACUGUAGAACUUUUGGUUGCCGCAUACGCCAGAGAUUUCAUCCUCACCGUUUUCUUAAUAGCCUUGCCGGCUCUCUUUAACUCCCCGACUUCAUUUAACAGACGUUCAAUACGCCGAAGUGAGCAGCCACCAUCAAAGCCAGAAUCACGCCGCUGUCCCUCUCGAUCAGACUUCUCUAUUGACGAUGAACCCGACAUUCGCCAAAUCGAACGGAUGCAUUUAGACGAGCGAGCCAGCAUGCAGAUGACGCGACACCUCGUAUAUGCAUCUUUCUCGCGGACAUGAUUCUUCCUUUCCUUAGUGAUAAUUGCGUGAUUACGCAUCAACUAUACGUUACGCCGUAACGAUCGUAUCUUUGCAGAUGCGAGGUACUGCGUUCAUACCGUCCAAAUGAAAUGCAAUGUAGCGCAAUGUGCACAGGGCCAGUCGAAAAGUUCUUAGCUUUGUUCUGACGUACACUCAGUUGCUAUACUAUUCCCCAGAUCGAUAGUCACUAAAAAGUUUUGAUCAGCCGUGUCUAUUUCUAUAGCUGAUCGUUUUUCACGACUGUUGAUUCAUCCUGCAAGUGGGAAUGUGUCAAAAUAGAAGUGACAUUUUGACAGCUUGACGUUUCAUACAUAUUUUUAUCAAAAGUUUAUCCGCUCACAUACAACGCGCAAUCAGUAGAAGAAGAGUAAAAAUAUUAAAAAAAGAUAAGUAAGAAAUUUUUACUUUAUUCGAAUAAAGUAGAAUGUUUAUUAAUAACGAAUAAUUUGAGAGCAAAUCGCGUGAAAAUAUUAAAAACAGAGACCAUUUGUGUCUGUCUGUGUAUAAAUUUAUUAUAAUUUUGUAUAUUAACUUCUUACUUACCUUUUUUAACAUUCUUAUUCUUCUUGUACUGAUUACGCAUUACACGUGAGCGAAUAAAUUUCUGAUAAAAAUACGUACGAAACGUCAAGCUGUCAAAAUGUCACUUCUAUUUUGACACAUUCCCGCUUGCAGGAUGAAUCAACAGUCAUGAAAAACGAUCAGCUAGAAACGGACACUUACUGAUCAAAACUUUUUAGUGACUAUCGAUUUGGAGAAUAGUAUAGCAUCAACGCAGCUAAGUAUAUUAUGUCAGACUAUAUAAAGUUACGAGUUGUGUUAAAAAGCGGCUGUAAUCAAUCGAGCUACGCUGAGAAAAGAAGAUCUCGACGAUUCUUCCGAAAAUUUGCCAUGUUCGGUUGGAAAAACGCAUUUAUGUUAUUUAGUUAAUUAUUCUCUCUCUCUCUCUCUCUCUCUCUCUCUCUCAUCCUUAGACAUAUUUAUUUCAAAUAGCUAAAAAACUGAACUAAUCGAAUUACUUUAUGCGUACGACGCUUUAUGAAUAACAAGCUUGUUACAUACAUAAAUUAGGCUUGGCUGCGCGAUAUAUUCGUAACGUCGUUUAUUUAGGAUAAAUAAUGAAUAAUCAAAGAGGCGUUCGCCGAGUCCCAGUCUUAGCAUCCCGACACGGCUGGAACGCAGUUAACGACAAGGCCAAGAUAACGAUAAGAGUCGAAAUGGGCCCUUUCGUUACGCGCGUUCGCAACGCGUACAGCAACGUGUUACAAUGUAGAUGAGAAGCACGGCACAAUAUAAUCGGUCAAGAGGA